AAGAUUUUCCAGGGUUCAGGGAUGCUGUGGUCGUGACUUCAAUGGUGAGAAGCACAUCUGCUCCUCGAUUCCUGCUCCUUGCCACAUCUGGAGCCAGUGAAAUCCACACUUGCAUUCUUGUCGGGCCGAACUUUCAGCUGAUACCAGUGCGUGUCGUGCACGCAGAAAUCUAUGUCCACUCACUGUCAGCAUUGACCGAAUGAUCAAAGCUGGUUUGAAGGUGGUUUGUAAAGGUCUAAAGUGUCUAAAUUGAAUGACGAGUUUUGCUUUACGGUAGCAUUCCAUUAUAAGUCUUCAUGUCUUUGUAGUCUCAUCCUAAACCCUGAUGUGCCUCUCCACCAUGCUCUUCAGCUCUUUUCAUUCUCAAACGUUACUCUUCUCAUGACCUGUACUUUGUUUUGCUGCUUUCUAACGUUCACUAAUGCAUUUCCAAGCUCCCUCCAUUCUAUAAUACCCACUUGGGGUUCGCCACCAACGCCAUGAAAAUAGCACUUGAAUAGGAUGUGGACUUGUAUUUAAUAUUAAACUGCAUAAUAGGAGCAUUUGGAUCGAGUCUCAGUCCUGGUCGCCAGGCCAGUGUGCACCAGUCAGACUCCAUUUUUCCAGGCUCCAUCAUCAGCCAUUUUCCAUGUUUGAAAGAGCAGAAGCAAAAUUAUUUAUAGACUUCCUGUCACUGAUUGUGCAUAAGAAAUCCAAUAUCCACUUUCUUAGCCUCCUUUUUCUCCACCUGAAGGGUUGAAAUCUUUCAAUGUCUUGCAAUGGUUUCUGUCAACAACCAAUCAAUUCAAAGGGUUUAGUCGUCCUAUUGUGUGACUGUUUGCACGUCAAUCACCCUGGAGACUCAGAAAAUAGACUUUGUAACUGCACCUUUUGUUCUUCUCCAACUGCUCAACCAUGGCCAUCAUCUAAACAAGAGCAAUGUGUGUUCCAAAGUGGGAAUGUAUUUAUUUUAACAGCCUGUUCCGUGUCAGUAAAAUGGUAGUUGAGAGAAAAGUUCCACAACAAACGUGACCCAAACAAGAACAUCUUAAGUAGAUGUCAAAGAGGGGCGUGCUCUCGUGUUAGCAGUGAUAUAGGGGCCGUGGACGGCAGAGCAUUCCGUGGCCCGCUGUAAUAAAUGACAGAUCUUUUCGGAGGGAAUUAUAUAAGGAGCAAAAGGCCUUCUCUAAUGGUAGGAGCGCAGUCAGAUGUUCCCCCUCAAAGUUUGUGCAAAUGUGCUGUAGAGGCUUCGGUGAUCCUCUAAACUGUGACUCUCUUUCUAUUUGUGCUUCAUUCAUCAUCGCUCCCAAGCAUAACUUUUACCAUCUGCAAACAUGGCUGCAGCUUUGAAGAGAGAACCAGUCGGCUCGCUGACACCAACUGCAAGUAAAUGUCACUGGGAUUCAUUAACAUCAAAUAAUUACAGGGAUCUGCGUUGAGUUGAAGCACAGCAACCCGUGAGUUCUUCUCUUCCGUGGCCCAGCAUUAGUCACUUUUCUGGUAAAAUGUGUGUGUGUGAAGCUGCAUGUCACUGGAAGGAAGGCCAAACUCUUUGAUCAAUUACCUUUGUAUUUGUUGUGUUCUUCUUUUUUUAAGGAAAUGACUCAUUGUUUUCAUAGUCCUCCAUCACACACAAGAGUUUCCCACAGAAACAUGUGAUAAUCAUUUUAGACGGGACUCCAUGGGCAUGCUUGAGCGGAGCUCUUCUUCUGUCACUCCACAGCUCAGUUAUUGUCCUGCAUGGACGAGGGAACGACAGCCAGUGUUGUUCCUUCAUUUGGAAUCAUCUGGACCUCAUGAAAAAGGCCGCUUCGUCACCUUGGAGACGGAUUCAACUGAUAAUGAGAGUGGGACAGCGACUGACGGCGGAGCUUCGCGAGGGACGACUGGCAUCCUGUUGGGUCCAGUUCUGCAGCAGGAGGAGUGGAGCUGUCUGCGACUGGUCUACCAAAUCAGCGUCUCCGGAAGCCUGGCGGUCUUGCAGCGCACUGAAGGAGAGAGCCUGGACCGGCCGCUGUGGAGCAGCCAGUCACCGUCUGACAGCUGGGUCAUCUCCAGCAUGGACCUGCAGAACAUCACUGCAGCCUAUAGGAUCGUCAUUGAGGGUAAACCUGGAGGAGAGCCGGGCAGCAGCGUAGCCGUGUUCGAGAUCCACAUCAGGCCUGGAUACUGCCUGGAGUGUGAUUUCGAGGAGUCUCACCUGUGCGGAUACAGUAACCAGUGGAACGCUAACGUUAACUGGUAUGUUGGGGGUGGAGGAGGGCAGCUGCUGCACAACAACAUGCCCGAUGACAACACAUACAAGAACAAAACAGGUCACUACAUGUACGUGGACUCCGUUUAUGCCAAAACAUUCAAAGAAGUCGCCAAGUUGGUGUCUCCGAUGGCGGCUGUACCGAUGUCCGGCUGCCUGAGUUUUCAGUACCAGCGAAGCGAAGAAAGAGGAAACCUGUUUUCUGUUUACACCCGCGACCCACUGAGGCAGUACCAGGAACUGUGGAGAGCAGGUCCAGAGAGCUCCAGUGACUGGCCUGCAGACGUGGGAGAGUGGAUACCUGUGCAGGUGGACCUCAAGGCACCGUACUCCGUCCAGGUGGUCUUUGAAGUGGCCUUUAACAGUCCAAGAGGCGGACGUGUUGCUGUUGAUGACAUUUCCUUCUCUCCGGAGUUCUGCAGCACAGACACUGAGCCAACCUUUGACCCCUCCAUUGCCGACUGCGACUUUGAGUCGGGUUUAUGCCAGUACAGGCUCAGCUCAGAGGCAGCUUCUUCCUGGAAGAGAGUGUCAGUCAAGCCCAACAUCUUCAGAAACGGAGACCACACCACCGGCACAGGCUCCUACCUCAUGACUCAGUCCCGACUGAACUCACGUUCCAGCUACAUUAGUCGCUUAGAAGGCCCAACUCUGCCCGGCAACAUGAAGUACUGUCUGAGGUUCUUCUUCUCUCUCAGAGGUUUCAACCACUCGGAGCAGACCCUCAGCGUCUAUCUGCAGCACGGCACCAGCCAUGAGACCAUCUGGACUCUUGGGGAGAAGUCCAGAGGAAUCUGGAUCGCAAGUGACGUGACCUUCCAAACAGCACAACCCUCCAAGGUUGUGUUUGUCAGCGCCUGCAGGAGCCUGUGGGACUGUGGAUCUGUCGCCCUGGACGACAUCAGCGUUGGCCUCGGGGACUGCGACCUCACCACAGCGUCUCUGUCAAGACUGCCGGGUCACUGUGACUUUGAAGCCGAUCUAUGCGACUACACUCAGGACAAGCAGAGCGACGACGGAGACUGGGAGCGGAGGAGAGGACCCACCCCCACCUCCUACACUGGACCCAGAGGGGACCACACCUCAGGGCUGGGGAACUACCUGCACAUGGAGGCUUCGCCUCUGCUGCCGGGCCAGACCAUCCGUCUGCGCUCCCGCCUCUUACGGGGCUCCUGGGGACCUCAGUGCCUGCACUUCUUCUACCACAUGUAUGGCUCCGGCACGGGGCAGCUGAGCGUUCGCCUGGACAAGGAUGGAGGAGGUGUGUUGCUGUGGCAACAGAGCGGAGAGCAGAGCGCAGCCUGGCUGAGAGCCAUGGUGGAGUACCAGAGCAACAGCCAACACGAGAUUGUGUUUGAAGCCACGCGGGGCUCGUCGGUGAGGAGUGACAUCGCUAUUGAUGACAUCAUCCUUGAAGCUGGACCUUGCCCAGCCACAGAGGUGCAGACCAGCCAGGAGAACUCCAACGACAUCGAGUAGAUGAUGGAAAAAGUUGUGCACCAGCUUCAUUUUAUGAACAUUUGAUACGACUGGAGUCUGAAUGAUUCCCCAAUUCCGCACGUCCAGGCCACGGAGGCUCGUGGACCAUAGGAACCGCUCACUCUGUAGGUCCGUUUCCCCGGAGCAAACACAUACCAGCAGCAUCGUAGUCUGCAACUCUCUCUGCACUGUAGCCAUGGAGGGUCUCUACACUUUCUAUGCAUUAGAUUAAUGCUCAAAUAAAACCGAAUGGUGAAGGAGGCGA
This is a messenger RNA of Synchiropus splendidus (mandarinfish), 3977 nucleotides long. Its product is annotated as MAM domain-containing protein 2-like. Gene Ontology annotation, cellular component: membrane. The coding region runs from base 1661 to 3712 and encodes 683 amino acids. NCBI's taxonomy places the organism in Eukaryota, Metazoa, Chordata, Actinopteri, Syngnathiformes, Callionymidae. The record is from RefSeq and is a predicted model, not a curated record. The transcript is spliced from 14 exons. Gene Ontology annotation, biological process: nervous system development.